GGUCAAAGCAGCCCCUGUUCAUUCAAACCUGUGGGGCUGGGAGAUGGGUGGAGUCUGGAAAUAUGGUCUUUUUUUGAAGUGGUCACGCUGUAGUGGAAUGCACUGAAGUUAUAGUUGUUAGGAGUGCAGCUGGUUGUGGCUGGGAGUGCUAGUUCAUCAGUCGCUACGGCUAGCAGAUCUACACUCGCUUGUGAAGCCAUGCCUCAUUUCACUGUGGUUCCAGUGGACGAUAACACACGGUCCUGCUAUGACAGCCUUGAAGAGAUCAAUUGUGUGGACUACAGAGACACAGGGCAAGGCUAUUCUGGACAUUAUGACACUGUCAGCUGUGAUGGUCAUGGAAACCAUAAAGAAGACUGUCCUUUCUUCAGUAAUAUCAAUGCAACAAAGAGGAAUGACUUCUACGAGAGGAACUUGGCUUUGUUUGAGGAGGAGCUGGAUGUUCGGCCCAAAGUUUCCUCAUUCCUCGGUCGGUUGGUCAGCUACACCAGCAUCACACAGGGAGACAUGGAGCACGAGGAAGAAGAGAAUGGAAAAUGGUGCUGGAAGAACACAACAAGGUCCACCGGUAUGAGCACCCUGAUGGGUGUCUACCUGCCCUGCCUGCAGAACAUUUUCGGCAUCAUCUUCUUCCUGCGGCUCACGUGGAUCGUGGGCAACGCUGGUGUGGUGCAGUCCUUCCUCAUUCUACUGAUAUGCUGCUCCUGUACGAUGCUAACCACAAUAUCUAUGAGUGCCAUUGCCACAAAUGGAGUUGUCCCAGCUGGAGGAGCAUAUUUCAUGAUCUCCCGCUCUCUGGGCCCAGAGUUUGGGGGUGCCGUGGGGCUGUGUUUCUAUCUGGGGACAACCUUUGCUGGAGCCAUCCACAUUCUAGGUGCCAUUGAAAUCUUACUGAAAUACAUUAUCCCACAGGCAGCCAUAUUCGACCCCUCUGGUGUACAUGGAGGGCAUGGUGCCAUGCUUAAUGACAUGAGGGUCUAUGGCACACUCUUCCUCUGUCUCAUGGGAUCUGUAGUCUUUGUGGGCAUCAAAUAUGUCAACAAGUUUGCUUCCUUUUUCUUGGCUUGUGUCACUAUAUCGAUUGUGUCAGUGUUCAUAGGAGCUGUGAACUCCAUCUUUGACCCCCCAAAAUUGAUGGUAUGUAUGUUGGGCAACAGGACCUUAGUUCGAGAGUUAUUUGACACCUGCGGAAAAACAGUGUUUGUGGGCAACACCACCAUUCCCAGCAAGCUCUGGGAGAAUUUCUGUGGCUAUGAAAAUAUGAGUGAAUGUGAUGAGUACUUCACAAAGAACAAUGUGACUGAAAUCCAGGGAAUCCCAGGACUGGCCAGUGGAGUUAUCAGAGAGAACAUGUGGAGUGUCCACCAGGGGAAAGACAGAAUCCUGGAGAAGGCUAGCUUACCCUCUCUGGAUGUCCAUGGCUCUGCAGAGAACUUCCUCAUGUACGUAUCGGCUGAUAUGACCACCUCCUUUACAGUCCUCGUUGGGAUCUUCUUCCCUGCAGUUGCAGGGAUCAUGGCUGGCUCAAACAGAUCCGGAGAUCUCAAAGAUGCCCAGAAGUCAAUCCCUUUGGGGACAAUCUUAGCUGUAACCACAACAUCUUUAGUCUAUUUCAGUUCAGUGGUGCUGUUUGGGGCUUGCAUUGAGGGGGUAGUUUUGAGAGACAAGUUUGGAGAGGCAGUGAGCAAGACCAUGGUGUUGGGGACCCUCGCCUGGCCGUCACACUGGGUCAUCGUCAUCGGAUCCGUCCUCUCCGCAGUGGGAGCAGGGCUACAGUCGCUAACAGGGGCGCCCCGCCUCCUGCAGGCCAUCGCCAAGGAUGACAUCAUGCCUUUCCUUAGGGUUUUUAGGCAAGGCAAAGCCAGUGGAGAGCCAACAUGGGCACUGCUGCUGACCACAAUGAUUGCAGAGCUGGGCAUCCUGAUCGCUUCACUGGACAAAGUGGCCCCCAUUCUCUCCAUGUUCUUCCUCAUGUGCUACCUGUUUGUAAACCUGGCCUGUGCCCUGCAAACUCUCCUCUGCACUCCCAGCUGGAGGCCCAGGUUUAAAUACUACCACUGGUCUUUAUCCUUUGUGGGCAUGAGCAUGUGUCUGGCACUAAUGUUCAUGUCCUCCUGGUACUAUGCCAUCGUGACCAUGGGCAUCGCCGGCAUGAUCUACAAGUACAUCGAGUACCAGGGGUAAGGGUUAACACACUUCAGUCUCUAAAUCCCAGAUGAUCUCCCAGUCUGAAUCCAUGAGUGUUGGUGUAUCUCUUUGGUAGAGCGGAGAAGGAGUGGGGGGAUGGAAUCCGGGGCUUGUCUUUGCGUGCUGCCCGCUACGCACUUCUCCGAUUGGAGGGGGGACUGCCCCACACUAAGAACUGGAGACCACAGUUACUGCUGCUGCUGAAACUGGAUGGGGACCUCCAUGUGAAAUACCCCCGCCUGCUCACAUUUGCCUCCCAGCUGAAGGCAGGGAAGGGCCUGACCAUUGUGGGCUCAGUCAUCCAGGGCAACUUCCUGGACAGUUAUGGGGAAAGCCAGGCUUCU
Messenger RNA from Anguilla rostrata (American eel), 2531 nucleotides. Its product is annotated as solute carrier family 12 member 4-like. The record is from RefSeq and is a predicted model, not a curated record. The transcript has 16 exons. Lineage: Eukaryota; Metazoa; Chordata; Actinopteri; Anguilliformes; Anguillidae. Gene Ontology annotation, molecular function: potassium:chloride symporter activity. Gene Ontology annotation, cellular component: plasma membrane. Bases 199 to 2184 code for a protein of 661 amino acids. Gene Ontology annotation, biological process: potassium ion homeostasis; cell volume homeostasis; chloride ion homeostasis.